Messenger RNA from Cyanistes caeruleus (blue tit), 4445 nucleotides. NCBI's taxonomy places the organism in Eukaryota, Metazoa, Chordata, Aves, Passeriformes, Paridae. The record is from RefSeq and is a predicted model, not a curated record.
GGCAUUGGUAGCCUGUGGUGGCUGACAGGUUUUUGGUCAACUGAGUUCAUUAUAUUUAUUUCUCAUCACCUUUAAGACAGUUUUUUACCUUACUUGGAGCAAGAAGCCUUGAUAUCUCUAAACAGGCUGCAUUUCAGUCAACUCGGACAGGAGGUUUUAUUAGGUCUGUCUUUCCUGUCUCUGUGUUUUGGAUUUAGUUCUAAAACUCAAGUUUCCUCCCAUAUUUGGGAGGGGAAGGCAGGCUUGUGGUGUGGUUUACAUCAGUGUGUUUACUUGUGUUGGGGGACAGUCUAAUAAUGUGUGAGCAACACAAUUUAUAUGACAAUCACCCCCAUGCAGUUAUAAUCAGUUGGAGAAAAUACUUUUAUUUUCAGUCUCUGGAGAUACAGCCAGAACUUUUCGUUCACAUGGCAGCAGCAAACUCUUCUCCACCUGGUUCACUGGAUCUAAACCAGCCUGGGUUUGCAAAGGAGAUCCUGGGAACUAAACUGGAGGUCAAAUACCUGUGCUCUGAUUGCAAGAACAUCCUGAGGCGGCCCUUCCAGGCACAGUGUGGCCAUCGCUACUGCUCCUACUGCCUGAAGAAAAUCAUCAGUUCUGGACCUCAAAAGUGUGCCAGCUGUAUCCAGGAAGGAAUAUAUGAGGAAGGAAUUUCUAUUUUGGAAACAAGCUCGGCUUUCCCAGAUAACGCAGCACGACGGGAAGUGGAGAGUCUGCCUGCUGUCUGCAUCAACAGUGGCUGCACCUGGAAGGGAACCAUCAAAGAGUACGAGUUUCGGGACCAUGUGAAGACGUGUGGCAGAUCCAAAGUACCUUGCCGGUUUGAGGCUGUGGGCUGUGCUGAGGUGGUGGAAAAUGAAAAGCUCCUGGAGCAUGAGAGGAAGUGCUUGACAGAGCAUCUCUAUAUGCUGCUGAGCUCUGUGCUCAGCCUCAAGACUGGUGCUGGGGACCCGAAACAUCUUCCUGUCCUUCCCUCGUCACAAAACAGCUCCCCACUGCUGGCAGCAAACUCACUGUGCUCAGAGUCAGAGCUCUCCCGGUCCCUGGAGCUCUUGGGAAGGUGUGAGGCCCUCGAGAGGAAAACAGUGACCUUUGAGAACAUUGUCUGUGUGCUCAACCGCGAGGUGGAGAGAGUAUCUCUGACAGUUGAAGCCUACAGCCGCCAGCACCGUCUGGACCAGGAGAAAAUCGAAACAUUGAGCAACAAGGUGCGGCAGCUGGAGAGGAGCAUUGGGCUCAAAGACCUGGCCAUGGCUGAGAUGGAGGAGAAGAUUCGCAACAUGGAGGCUUCCACUUACGAUGGGGUUUUCAUCUGGAAGAUAACGGAGCUUGCCCGGAAGCGUCAGGAGGCGAUCACAGGCCGCUCUCCUGCCAUCUUCUCUCCAGCUUUCUACACCAGCAAGUACGGCUACAAGAUGUGUCUGCGUGUGUACCUGAACGGGGAUGGCACCGGCCGUGGGACCCACCUGUCCUUGUUUUUUGUGGUGAUGAAGGGACCCAAUGAUGCGCUGCUGCGGUGGCCCUUCAACCAGAAGGUCACCCUGAUGCUUCUGGACCAGAAUAACCGGGAGCACAUCAUCGAUGCCUUCCGGCCGGACGUGACAUCCUCAUCCUUCCAGCGCCCCGUCACGGAGAUGAACAUCGCCAGCGGCUGCCCCCUCUUCUGCCCUGUGUCCGUCAUGGAAGCCAAGAACUCCUACGUGCGUGAUGAUGCCAUCUUUAUUAAAGCCAUCGUUGAUCUCACGGGCCUCUAACCCUUCUGACCUCGGAGCAGUGAGCAUGGAACCAGCACUGCCCAGGGCAUCUCCUGCUUGUGCUGCACUUCAGGCAGGUCUCAGAGCGAGAGGGGGCGGCACAGAGAGGGGAAAAGCCCUUCCUGCAAAGGGACCUUUGCUCUGAGUGGAAAUGAGGUGUCUGAUGGGAGCCCUCUUUCCUGAGGAGAGGGUUGGGUGGACACUGGCAGGCUGUGGGAUAUGGAAGAUUCCCUGCAGGGACUUGGGUGUCUGAACUGCUGCUGUCUGGACUCCAGUGGAAACUGGAGAGAGCGCUUGCUCUGCCAGUUUAGCCAGCAUCUACAGCUCUCUGUAGUAAAAUAGUGGUUUGCCCUGCCUGAGCUCCACCUCCUGUGGAUUUUGGCUCAGCUGUCUAGGAUUUCCUUCUGAGAUCUCUGUGUUCCUGGAAGUUACAUGCUGUGAGGUGCCAUGGCUCUGCACUGCUGGUUGCUCCACACCCCAGGAAACAAGUAGGGUGUGUGACAGCUGCAAUGCCAGCUGGGCAAGAAAGACACACACUGGUUUGCUGCCGUUGGUGUGUUAGGAGGGUGUUGAGCCCAGCUGCAGGCUAGGGGAGCCCUGAGUCCAGCCUUCACUGGGCGUGUAAUGGGUGGUGUCUGCUGGAGUGUGGAAUGGGGCAGGAGGUGCUGCUGCCCAGGAGGGACUGUGUGUGGCAGCAUCAGGGAUGCCUGUAGGGAGGGAGAAGUGAGUCUGCUGUGGAGAUUGUCCCUCCUGUGCCAGGAGAGGAAGGUGACACAGAGCUCAAUAUGCACCUUGAGAGCCCCAUACCCUGCCCCCCUCUGCCCUCUGUGUGCUGAGCAGUGCUGGGUGGAAUGGGUGCUGUGCUGGGAGCUGUCUUUGCUCAUAGGCAGAGGCACAGGCUCUGAACUGGCUUCGCUGCCAUGGUGGGAUAGCUCCACCAGCCUUCCCAGGGCUCUGCUGCUGUCGAGCUCCACGUCCUGGGCACUGCCACCUCAGGCAAUGGGAUGUGUACUCUGCCCGUGCAGUGAGCACUGCUGGCCAGUCCCUGCCCUCCCACAGGGCCUGCAGUCACCAGCAACAGCUCUCCCUCACUGUUCCUCCCCAUCCCUGAGCUCAGGACUCAUGGGCCAGGUGGCUCUUUCUCCACUCAGUGCCAUGUUGAACAUGCAGCCUCCUGGGUUGGAUCUGGCUGGAACUGGAGAAUUGAAAUGUGCUGUCCCCUUUCUGUCCCUGGGCUCCUUCCCUCUGGGCAGCAUAUGUUCAGUAACCAUGAGAAGGUCUCUCCCGGUGUUAGUGGGGAAGAACUGGCUGCCACAUCCCUGCAUAGUGCUCUCUGCAGCUUUGUUGUGGCUAUGGGCGGCUCUGGAUGGGCCCUGAUCCAGCGUGUACUCAAAGUUUUGUUACCUCCUUUGCUUGGGCUUUCCACACCCCUCUCAGGGGCUGAAUGUACCCCAGGAGAUGUUUUGCUGGUGACAGGAACCAGCUGUGAACACCCUGCAAUGGUCAGGGGUCCGGGCUGGCUCCUGUGGUGCUCCUUGAGCAGUAGGGCUUGUCUCUGCAGGGUCUGGCUGUCCCCCCACAUGCUGGCACUGCCCUGAUCUGCCCCUGGGGCUGUUUGGAAUGUGCCUGCUGCUGCCCAGGAACUCAGGGGUGCCCAAUGUCCUGCAGGCUGGCCUGGACCCUGGCCCAAGCUGAACCUCUUGCACCCACAGCUGCUGUGCUGGCCAGGGGCUCUCCAGACAGGUGCUGGGGUGACCUGUGAGCCCCCUUUGGAAUUGCUGCGUGGAGCUUCUCACAUCUGUGUGCAGGGCCUGGGGACAGACCCAGCCCCUGCUAUUGGGGCAGGGGUACAGAAGCUGGUGACAGCACAGCCUAACUGUGGGAGGGGGAUGACAGGACCCUUCCCUUUGGGCAAGCCACCCCCCUUUCCCCUGCCAGCCUGUCCAAAGGGACAGAUCACGCCCUGUGUUGCUGCUCUCACCCUGUGCCUUAUGAGGAAAAUCCAGGCUGGCAGAGUCCUGCUCCCAUCUACAGCAGCUCCCCAGGGACACUUGGGAAACAGAAGGGAAAGGAAGGUUGACUCUGUUCAUAGAAUCGCUGAGAAAUAAGUUUCAUGUGGUCAGAAGCUUGUUCUGUGUUGAUCAGAAUAUCUACUGCAGCAGGGCUGGGGGUUCUGGCCAUGUGGUGCCAGGUGGGACUAUGGAGGUGCUGGCUCAGCUGGGGGAUGGGGGCUGCUUUUGGGAUAGGAGCUGGUCCUCCUGCCCCAGCACAUGUUUGGAAAGUUGUUGGGAGAGUCGGUGCUGCAGCAAAGCUCCAGCUGAGCCCUUCAGGCCACAGAGUUACUGCUGGAGGGGAAACAUGGCCUGCCAGCCCCUCCUGCUGAGAGCUUUAUCCUCCUCACCCUUCUGGUGCUGCUGAUGCUCUCCAGGCCUUUUUUGGCUUUUAGCAGCUCUGGAGCUGGCAGCAGAAUUGUGCUUAUGUGCUGCAGGCAGGGGCCCAGCCCCUUCCUGGCACAGCUCUGCCAGCCUGGCAGCCACGCAGACAAGCACUGGACAUGAGCCACCGCUGGAUUUUUGUGGGGUUUUUUUCCCUUUUAACCACAGCAUCUCAGCCUGGCACUGUGAACUAAGUUUUGUUUUCUUUGAGGGUGCAGUAUGGUCAGAACCACUAAUAAAAGCUGUUUGAACAGCA